AACAAUGCACACCUAACAGCUGCAAUCCGUCUCCUGCACGAAACCCUGACGAGUCACAAAUGAGGCGAGCAGUUCCCGUGUGCCGGCUGCUCUACCAGUUAGCGCAGCAAAAAGAACAGGCAUGUCGGCAAAUUAGCAACGCUUUCUUCGCUUCCGGAGCGGUGCCGGCGGGACAGCCCGCGUUGAACCCGGUCGCCAACUUGUCCUUCACCAAACCUAGCGUCGGCGGUCGCGCGGUGAUUCUCGAUGGGCGCGCGGUGGCAGCUGCCUGGGAGCGGGAGCUUGUCGGCGACGUCGCGCGACUGACCGAACUUCUCGGCAGGCCGCCGGGGCUGGGCGUGGUGCUCGUCGGCAGCCGGCCAGACUCCAUGUUGUAUGUGACCAAAAAGCAGGAGGCAUGCCAGAAGGCCGGCAUGAACACGUACGUCCACCACCUGCCCGACACAGUUAGCCAGUCGCAGCUGGAGGCGGCGCUGGCGCACGUGUGCGCCGACGGCCGCGUGGACGGCGUGCUCAUCCAGCUGCCGCUGCCCCGGCACCUCAGCGAGGAGGCGGUGAUGGAGGUGCUGGACCCGCGCAAGGACGUGGACGGCUUCCACCCGCUCAACAUGGGUCGCAUGCUGAUGCGCGGCCGCGGCGUGCGCCUGGUGCCCGCCACGCCGCUGGGCUGCAUAGAGCUGCUGCGGCGGAGCGGCGUGGACGUGCAGGGCAAGAACUGUGUGGUGCUGGGCGACUCAAACAUUGUGGGCACGCCGCUGGCCGCCAUGCUGCGAGACAAGGGCGCGGCAGCCGUCACCAUAUGCCACCGCCGCAGCUACCGGGAGUGGUUCGAGGACCAGCAGGAGGUGCAGCGCAAGCGCGCGGCGGCGGCCGUGUGUCUGCCGCGACUGCCCGGGCCCACGCCGGCACCCGCCCCGCCGCCCCCGCCGCCCGCCAGCCCCAGUGGCGGCCCUGACGGCGGCGGCGGCGGCCCUGACGGCGGCGACAGCUUUCAGUCGUACCAACUGCCGGACCUGACCCGCAGCGCCGACAUCCUGGUGGUGGCCGUGGGGCACCCGGAGCUGGUGCGUGGCGACUGGGUGCGGCCGGGGGCGGUGGUGAUCGACGUGGGGAUCAACGUCGUCAGCACGCUGCCGCGCAGCCCGCCGCGCGUCAGCAGUAGCGGCAGUAGCAACGGCAGCGGCAGCAGCAACGGAAACUGUAGCAGCAGCAGCGAUGGCGGCGGCAGUAGCUGCAACUCGGAGGGCCAGGGCCGGCAGACCGGGGAGUGCAGGGGUAGCGGCGGCGGCGGCGGUGGCGACGGCAGUAGCAGCGGCAGCGGCUCAACCACCAUCAGCAGUAGCACGGCUGUGGUGUCGCCGGAUUUGGGCGAUGCAGAGUCGUCAGCCAGCAUUGUCGCGGCUGCUACAGCCGCGGCGGCGGGCGCCGGCAACGGCGGCGCGGCGACCGGGGACGGCGACGGCUGUGGCGACGGCAGCGGCGGCGGCGGCGGCAGUAGCGGCAGUAGCGGCGUGGCGGCGUCGCUGUACAGCCACCGCAAUGUGGUGUUCCAGGUGGUGGGCGAUGUGGCAUUUGACGAGGUGUCACGGGUGGCCGGCGCCAUCACGCCGGUGCCGGGCGGCAUCGGCCCCAUGACCAUUGCGGCAGUGCUGCACAACACCCUCAAGGCCGCAAAGUACCGGGCAGGGCUGGAGCCGUGGUGAUGAGAGCGGGAGGCGAGGAGCGGGAGGCGGCGGCGGCGAAGAGCGGGAGCCGGUGAGGAGCUGGCGAAUGGCGGCGGCGGCGUAUGGCGGCGGCGUAUGGCGGCAGCGGCGGCGACGUGUGGAGGUGGGCGGCACAGCGCUUGCAGAGGAGCGGCUGGGGGGGGGGCAGGGCGGCGGCGGGCGUGGGAAAUGCUGAAUCGAGCGCAGGGUUGGGCGGAUAGGUAGUAUUGUAGUGGGUACCUGCCUGUGUGGUCAUUCACCAUGCGCGCAUGUUGUGUGGUCGUGCGCAUUAGGUUUGGCGUGCCGCAUGAAUGGGGAUUAAUUGUCAAUUGAUGUGGCCGACAGUCGCGCGAGGGGUGUGCGUGUGUGUAGGGGGGGGGCCGCGCCGCGGGACCCGAGCCAGCGCAUGCGCUAGCAUAUUGUUUCAGCACCUCUCAGGCGGUGCGUGUGCGAUUAUGCGUGCAGCGUGCUUUGAUUAGGCUGUUGGGGUUCAUGCCGCGUGCCGUUAAAGACGCAUAGAGCAGAGAGCACCCUUGGCGAAGAGCCGUCGAAAGCGGCCAAUUGAGCACGCCGCGAUGGGCAUUGCUUAUCAAGUUGAACCCAAAAAACGGCAUUGAAACGUAAUGUGUGUGCGUCGGUGGCAUGCCGACGCACAAAACAAAACAUGUGAUGCAAAAGCUGCCGCCGGUCGCCGGGCUGCAGACCCGGUGUGGGAGGGCAGGAGCUUUGUCGUCUUCGUUCGUAGUGCUCCGGGCUGCCACUCGGGCUUACCGCGCUAGGAGAAGGGAUGUGGUGGCGGCGGCGUUUCCGCGGCAGUGUGCAAAGAGUUCCGGGGCUGUGAUGUGUGGCGGGCUGCACUGGAUAGGGAUUCGCAGAGCGUCCGGCGGGGCAGGGAAGCUCCGGCUGUAAAACCUGGGCACA
This is a messenger RNA of Chlamydomonas reinhardtii, 2624 nucleotides long. RefSeq lists its product as uncharacterized. The record is from RefSeq and is a predicted model, not a curated record. Lineage: Eukaryota; Viridiplantae; Chlorophyta; Chlorophyceae; Chlamydomonadales; Chlamydomonadaceae. The transcript has 8 exons. Gene Ontology annotation, cellular component: cytosol. Gene Ontology annotation, biological process: tetrahydrofolate interconversion. The coding region runs from base 60 to 1703 and encodes 547 amino acids. Gene Ontology annotation, molecular function: methenyltetrahydrofolate cyclohydrolase activity; methylenetetrahydrofolate dehydrogenase (NADP+) activity.